Messenger RNA from Xylona heveae TC161, 6948 nucleotides. RefSeq names its product polyketide synthase. Gene Ontology annotation, biological process: fatty acid biosynthetic process. The coding region runs from base 1 to 6948 and encodes 2315 amino acids. Lineage: Eukaryota; Fungi; Ascomycota; Xylonomycetes; Xylonales; Xylonaceae. The transcript has 6 exons. The record is from RefSeq and is a predicted model, not a curated record. Gene Ontology annotation, molecular function: phosphopantetheine binding; fatty acid synthase activity; 3-oxoacyl-[acyl-carrier-protein] synthase activity.
AUGGUCCAGCACAUUCAGAUUUAUCUCUUUGGAGAUCAGACCUAUGACUCCAACUCAAGGCUGGGUUCUCUCUUGCGUUCACACAAGAAUCCUAUCUUGACGGCCUUUUUGGAACGAGCCUUUCAUGUCCUCAGAGCUGAGAUAGGCCGGCUGUCCCUCCGGGAGAGGGAGGCUUUCCCUCGAUUUUCUAGCAUUGCCGACCUUUUGACCAGGCAGCGUGAGGGUAACUUGAGCCCGGCGCUCGAGAAAGCUCUUACGUGUAUAUACCAGCUGGCUUACUUUAUCAGUCAGCAUGGCGACAAAGCAUAUCCUGUUGCGUCUGAGACGUACAUGAUCGGCUUAUGCACAGGCACACUUGCUGCUGCUGCAAUUAGCUCUUGCCGCACCCUCUCCGAACUUUUGUUGGCCGCUGUGCAAACGGUUGUGGUUGCCUUUCGUGCUGGUCUCUGCACCGUUGAUCUUCGUAAUCGGAUCGAACCGUCCAUCACAGAGGCCCGCUCAUGGUCGAUGGUUGUCCCUGGUAUCAAGUCUGACCAGGCCUCCCAAGCAAUCAAAGACUUCUGCGAAUCUCAAUCCAUUCCAUUUACAUCCCAACCCUACAUUAGCGCGCAUGGAACCGAAUCCUUGACGAUUAGCGGCCCUCCUGGUACUCUUCAGGAGCUUCGAAAUACCCCUACUUUUUCAAAACUCAAUGCUAUCAAAAUCCCUAUCUACGCCCCAUACCAUGCUGCGCACCUUUUUAGCAAGACAGACAUUGAGUCGAUUCUGGAAACAACCACUGCUGAGUCAUGGUCUUCGUUCACUGCCAAUAUUCCUGUCAUCUCGAGCGCAACCGGCAAACAAAUCUGGGCAGGCAACUUUAGAUCUCUUCUCCAAGAAGCUCUCGCCGAAAUCCUCAUCGAGCCGAUGCGAUGGGACAAAAUCAACCAGGAAUUUGCAGCAGUUCUACGGUCCAGCGGGGCCUCUCAAUUCAAGGUCAUCCCGAUCGCGACAACUGCUGAGCAGUCUCUCUACUCGACCCUCAAGCAGGUCGCCCAGUCAAGCCCUGAGCCUAGCCCGACUGAGGCCCCCAGCGUUGUGCCGGAGUUUCCCACUGGGCGUCCGGAUCAGUCCAAAAUUGCUAUCAUCGGCAUGUCUGGAAGGUUCCCCGAUGCUUCGAGUCCUGCGGCUUAUUGGGACCUGCUGUAUCAAGGCCUUGAUGUGCACAAGGAAGUUCCAUUGAAGCACUGGGACAUCAAGACUCACGUUGAUCCCACCGGCAAGAAGAAGAAUACAAGUGCUAUGCCCUAUGGAUGCUGGCUGGAGAAUCCUGGCUUUUUCGAUGCUCGCUUCUUCAACAUGUCGCCUCGUGAGGCGCCUCAGGUCGACCCAGCACAGCGGAUUGCGCUCCUCACUGCAUAUGAAGCUAUUGAGCAGGCCGGUCUUGUCCCGGAUGCUACUCCCUCGACGCAAAAGGAUCGUGUUGGUAUCUUUUAUGGCGUGACCAGCAAUGACUGGAUGGAAACAAACAGCGCACAAGAUAUUGAUACAUAUUUCAUUCCUGGCGGCAAUCGCGCAUUCAUUCCAGGUCGCAUCAACUACUGCUUCAAGUUCAGCGGUCCCAGUUAUAGUGUUGAUACUGCAUGCUCGUCGAGUCUUGCCGCCAUCCAUGUCGCCUGCAAUUCUCUGUGGCGAGGUGAUGUCGACACCGCCAUUGCCGGUGGAACGAACGUCCUCACCAACCCCGACAUGACUGCUGGUCUGGAUAAGGGACACUUCCUUUCGAGAACGGGUAACUGCAAGACCUUUGAUGAUGGUGCUGAUGGCUACUGUCGUGGAGAAGGUGUCGGCACUGUGAUCAUGAAGCGUCUCGAGGAUGCUUUGCUCGACAAUGAUCCUAUCCAGGCGGUCAUUCUUGGCGCUGCAACUAACCAUUCAGCUGAGGCUGAAUCCAUUACACGUCCACACGUUGGCGCACAGCGAGCUAUUUUUGAAAAAAUUCUCAGCACAGCAGGCUUGGACCCUUACAAUAUCAGCUAUGUCGAGAUGCACGGAACCGGCACCCAAGCCGGCGAUGCAGGAGAAAUGUCAUCUGUCCUCGAAACCUUUGCUCCUGGCGCAGCUCGUCAGAAGCGUCGAAGCGACCAGCCAUUGUAUCUGGGAUCUGCCAAAGCUAACAUCGGACACGGUGAGGCAGUAUCUGGAGUCAGCAGUCUUGCCAAAGUGCUGCUGAUGAUGCAGAAGAAUAUCAUACCGCCCCACUGUGGAAUCAAGACCAAGAUUAACCACAAGUUCCCGACCGACUUUGACGAGCGCAAUGUUCACAUCGCUUCGGCGCCCACUCCUUGGCCCCGGGCUGAAGGCGAAGUGCGCCAUGUUUUCCUCAACAAUUUCAGUGCUGCUGGUGGUAACACUGCGCUGUUGCUUGAAGAUGCGCCGGAGCAGAUCCCAAGCACCGAACAUGACCCUCGUUCAACUCAUCUGGUCACAAUCUCGGCCAAGUGUGCAGCAUCGCUCAAGGGAAACCUCAAGGCAAUGCUCGAAUACCUUGGCAGCGUCCAUGAAAACCAUUUUUCUUUGUCUCGCCUGUCUUACACUACAACUGCCCGCCGAAUUCAUCACGCACACCGAGUCAUUGUUCAUGGUGCCGAUAUUCUCGAGGUUAAGUCUAACCUUGAAGGUGCUAUUGCACGCGAGGAAGGGAUGAACAGGGCGAAGUCGGCACCCAAGGUUGCUUUCACUUUUACUGGCCAAGGUGCGCAGUAUCCUGGAAUGGGCAAGCAGCUUUUCGAGGCAUUUUCUCAGUUCCGCUCUGAUAUUCGACGAUUUGACCAACUGGGUCAAAGUCAAGGCUUCCCCAGCAUUCAGCCCAUUUUCACUGCUACUGGUGGCGAUAUUGGCGAUUAUACCCCGCUUGUUGUCCAGCUUGCAAAUGUCUGCAUGCAAAUGGCCCUUACUCGAUUGUGGGCUUCAUGGGGCAUCACACCAACUGCCGUGGUCGGUCACAGUCUCGGUGAAUAUGCUGCGCUCAACGCCGCUGGGGUCUUGACCGAAUCGGACACGAUCUACCUGGUUGGAAAGCGGGCGCAGCUACUCCAGGAACAAUGCAAGCGUGGUACUCAUUCUAUGCUUGCCAUUCUUGCAUCGCUGGCGAAGAUUGACAGCAUUUUGGCCGGAAAGAAGUAUGAGGUUGCUUGCAUCAACGGACCGGAGGAAACGGUUCUUAGCGGACCGAACGAGGAAAUUCGCGCCGUUCAGGAAGCUUUGUCAGAGCACAAGCUGAAGAUGACUACACUCAAGGUCCCCUACGCAUUCCACUCUUCUCAAGUCGAGCCGAUCUUGAGUACUUUUGAGAAGGCAGCUGCCGGUAUCACUUUCCACAAACCAACCGUGCCAGUUAUCUGUCCUCUCUUUGGCAACGUCGUCUCGGAAGCGGGCACAUUUGGUCCAAAAUACCUAAGCCGCCACUGCAGAGAGCCUGUCAACUUCCUUGAUUCGCUCCGGUCUGCUCAACAAAGCAAGGUGCUUACUGACAAGCACAUUGCCAUUGAAAUUGGACCUCACCCUUACAUGUCCAAGAUGGUUAAGGCUACGCUUGGCCCGCAGACAAGCACCCUGCAUAUGAUGCAACGCAACAAGGAUACUUGGACUAUCUUGACGCAAGCUCUGUCCACUCUCUAUGUAGCUGGUACUGAGAUUCGCUGGUCUGAAUAUCAUCGCGAUUUCAAGUCGGCUCACAAGGUCCUUCGACUACCCGCAUACAGCUGGGACCUCAAGGACUACUGGAUCCAGUAUGUCAACGACUGGUCUGUACGCAAAGGGGACCCAAUUCCCACUGCCCAGGCUGCUCUUCCGGAACCUGUCGUACCCAAGCUCGAGUCCACGACCAUUCAUAGACUUGUUGAGGAGAACAAGGAAGGCUUUACGGUCAAGCUCGUUGUGGAGUCUGACAUCUCUCGCGCCGACCUUAGCCCCCUUGUUCAAGGCCAUGUUGUCGAUGGAAUUCCUCUCUGUACUCCGUCGGUGUACGCUGACAUUGCGCUCACGCUUGGUAAAUACCUUGUGGAUCGUUAUCAGCCCGACAUGAAGGAAAGACUCGUUGAUGUCUCAGAUAUGACCAUCGAGAAGGCUUUGAUUGCCAAGGGAACGGGACCUCAGCUACUUCGAACAUCUGUGGAAGUUGACUGGCUCAAUAAGAGCGCCAAUGUUAGAUUUUACAGUGUCAAUGAGAAGGGUGAGAGACCGGCAACCCACUCUAAAUGCGUCAUUCGAUGGGUCGACAACUCGCAACAUCAUGUACUUGAACGCAAAGGGGCAGAGAUCAAAGCCCGGUUCGAUAGUUUGCGCCAGGGAGUUUCAUCUGGCAAGACGUCCCGGUUCAAUCGAGCCAUGGCGUACAAGAUGGUCAAGACAUUGGCAGAUUUCCCUGAGGACUACAAGGCGAUUGAUGAAGUCAUUAUGGACAGUGGCCUCCUGGAAGCCUCUAGUCGCAUCAACUUCUCCGGUUGUAAAAAGGGAGGAGACUAUAACACCAACCCUGCCUAUAUUGAUGGUCUCACCCAAUCUGGAGGAUUUGUCAUGAAUGCGAAUGAUGGUGCUGAUCUUGAUAACGAGGUCUUCAUCAACCAUGGUUGGAAGUCAUUCCAGAUCUUCCAAGAUAUCUCCGCUGACAAGAUCUACAAUACUCAUGUGCGGAUGCACCCUGGCGAGUCGAACACGUAUGUGGGAGACGUCGUGGUCAUGGAGGGCGACAACAUUGCCGCUAGUUUCCGUGGCAUCGUCCUUCAAGGCGUUCCUCGUCGUGUUCUUAGCUUCAUCCUCAACAUGGAAGCUGGCAGAAGGCCACAAAGGCAGGCAGUCGGACAGGCCGGUGCUAAACCCGCCGCUAAGGCACCAGCUGCGAAGGCUCCUGCUCCUGUAUCUGCUCCAGUUGCUAAAGCUCCUGUGGCAUCUGUCCCCGUCGCUGCGCCAGUGACACCUAUUGCUGCGCCGAUUGCGGUGCCCACCUCGCAGCCAAGUGAGCCAAGCAAGGUUGGACCGGCGCUUCAGAUUAUCUCGGAAGAAAGUGGUGUCGCCGUCGAGGACCUGACCGAUGAGAGCGUCUUUGCCGAUAUGGGAGUUGACUCUCUUCUCUCACUCACCAUUGGCAGCAGGUUCCGCGAGGAACUUGAUCUGGACUUGGAAGUAGAGUCUAUGUUCACUCAAUUUCCUACAGUGAAGGAUCUCAAAGACCAUCUGGCUCCCGCUGGAAACGCGGCGCCUGCGUCCGCGCCUGUAUCGGUAGCCGCGGUGGCUCCAGUCGUUACUGCACCUCCGGUACAGCCUUCUCCUGUGUCUGUUCCUGUAGCCGCUCCUGUCGCUGCUUCUCCAAUUCAAGACAGCAAAGCUUUGGAGAAGUACGAGACUGCGUUGCAGGUUAUUUCAGAGGAGAGUGGUGUUGCCGUUGCAGAUCUGACUGAUGAUAGCGUCUUCACCGACAUGGGCAUUGACUCUCUUCUCACGCUGGUUAUUACAGGUAGAUUUCGCGAAGAGCUUGACUUGGAUGUUCAAGUCGAGGCUCUUUUCACCGAAUAUCCCACUGUCAAGGACCUGAAAGACUUCCUGGUGCCUUCUGGCGAAACAAAGCCUGUCGAAACAGCUCCAGCUGCGUCUCUCACCCCUGUCGCAACUCCUGCGCCAAUUUCUGCGCCGGUGGCACCCUUUGCCCCGGUAGCUCCAGUGGCUCCUAUCGCAGCGGCAACCCCCGUUUUCAAACCGGCUCCGGUCCCUACAAUCGCAGUUUCUGUUGAUAGUAAGGCCCAGGAGAAUUACCAAGCUGCGAUAGAGAUUAUCUCUGAAGAGAGCGGAGUUGCCGUCGAUGAUCUUACUGAUGACAGUGUCUUUGCCGAUAUGGGUAUUGAUUCACUGCUCACUCUAGUCAUUACAAGCAGAUUCCGAGAGGAAUUAGAUCUCGAUAUCCAAGUGGAGGCACUGUUUACUGAGUACCCUACUGUGAAGGAUCUCAAGGACUGGCUGACAGGUGGCGCUUCUCUCAACGAUGCAGCAGCUGACGACUCGGAUUCGACAUCUUCUAGCGGGCAGUCAAACAACAAUGACCGCACUGCUACUCCAUUGUCAGACGUCUCCUAUAGUGGCGAUUACAUUGCCAAGGGCCUGAAGCCACCCGUCCAAUCCACUACCUCUGUAGUCCUCCAGGGCCUCCCGAAGAAUACCUUGAAAACUCUUUUUCUCUUCCCGGAUGGAUGCGGCUCUGCUCACUCCUACGCAGCCCUUCCUCGCGUCAGUACGGAUAUCUGCGUGAUCGGCCUCAAUUCUCCUUAUAUGAAGAACCCCAAGGAGAUGUCGCAGUACAACGUGCACGAGAUAAUCGAGAGCUAUCUUACCGAGAUUCGCCGUCGCCAGCCAAGUGGACCAUAUCACCUCGGCGGUUGGUCCGCUGGAGGCAUCUACGCUUUCCGCGCUGCAUCUCAGUUGAUUAAUCAGGGUGAGGAAGUUCAAAGUCUGGUUUUGAUUGAUUCGCCCGUCCCCAAGGGUCUAGACAGACUACCUCAGCACUUCUACGAUCACUGCAGCAAGAUCGGUCUUUUUGGCCAGGCCGUUGGAGCCUCCCCGGCCAACCCGCCCGAAUGGCUUAUUCCUCACUUCAAUGCGACCAUUGAUGUCCUUCACGAUUACUGGGCGGAACCACUCCCUGCUGGCACUGCCCCAAAGACAUCCAUCAUCUGGGCCUGCGAGAGCGUCAUGGAUGGCAUAAAUUUUGUCAAGCCAGCGCCUCACCCUGAUGAUACUGAGGGAAUGAAAUUCCUAACGGAGAAGCGUGCCGACUUUUCCCCGUGCGGCUGGGAAGACUUCUUCCCCGACAGGGAGAUUACGGUGGAGAAGGCUGAGGGUGCCACGCACUUUUCAAUGAUGAGGGACUCUUUUGCACCUAAGCUAUCUGCCUUUAUCGAGCGUGCUAUGACUGUUUAA